GAGAUUCGGCUGGAGAUUGAGAAAGUCCAGUCGGAGGAGCCUGCGCCGGAGAAAGAUCUUCGCUGGGAGGUCGAACAGCUCCGCCAGCAGAUCCAGGGCGACCUCCAGAGUAUGUCUGCGCGCAUCGCGGCCUUGGAGAUGCGACCGUCGGCCGGCGGAGAGCGCCAGCACCGCGCAAGCCAGAACUCCAUUUGGAAAGUGGCCUCGGAUGGCGAGCCGAACUCCAACAAGCACAGCAACUUUUCGAACUUCACCAACAACUCUGCCACACCCACUGCCACCACGAUCCAAGUA
Molecule: messenger RNA, 294 nt
Organism: Symbiodinium sp. CCMP2456
Lineage: Eukaryota; Dinophyceae; Suessiales; Symbiodiniaceae
Source: the annotation of a GenBank genome assembly